AUGGAUCGGAGUACGAACUUGAAAUCCAUAAUUAAUUCUUUCAAAUACGAUGACGGUAAACCAAUUGUGAAGAAGACUGAUAAAGUGAGUAAGACAACAAAAGCGAACUUGGAAUCAAGUAAACUGAAAGAUUAUGAAGACCUUCAGCCUUCAUUAGAUGACAAUUUGAAAUUAUUGUUCAUUGGCUUCAAUCCAGGUGUCCAAUCUUCGAUCCAACAACACCAUUAUGCCCAUUUUACAAACUUAUUCUGGAAAUUAUUCAAUGAAUCAGGCUUACUAAUAAAUGUGUUGCAAUCGUUGAAGACUCCCAUAGAGGAUGUCGUUAAAGAAGACCCGUUAUUAAAGGAGUUAGUAAAGCCCAUUUCGGAUAAGAAAUAUAAAACUUUUGUCAAGCCUGUUCAUGAUUUUGAAAUAGUCAAGUAUAAAAUAGGUUUUACAGAUCUUGUAUUGAGAUGUACCAAGACGGCACAAGAGUUAACCCUCAGUGAAAAACUAGACAAUGUUCCCAGGCUAUUUAGGGAAUUUCAAGAAAGUAGAAGUACAUUUAUAGUAUUCGUUGGUAAGGGAAUUUGGGAGAUCAUAGUAAAGUAUAUCACUAAUUUAUUAAAGACAAAGAUUAAAUUGACGAAAGAUAACUUUCAUUGGGGAAAGCAGAUGCCUGGUGAAGAUGUGACAUAUAACAUGAUAUUGGAAAAGUUAAAUGAUAUGUUUGGCUAUAGGCAUAAUAUAUAUGUCUUUCCCAAUACGUCUGGAUUGGUUACCAGUUUGAAAUACGAUGAAAAAUUACAGUUGUGGAACGAUUUGAGUCAAGAGAUACUAAAUUCCUAA
Messenger RNA from Debaryomyces fabryi, 828 nucleotides. RefSeq lists its product as uncharacterized. The record is from RefSeq and is a predicted model, not a curated record. Gene Ontology annotation, biological process: base-excision repair, AP site formation. Bases 1 to 828 code for a protein of 275 amino acids. Gene Ontology annotation, molecular function: mismatch base pair DNA N-glycosylase activity. The transcript has a single exon. Lineage: Eukaryota; Fungi; Ascomycota; Pichiomycetes; Serinales; Debaryomycetaceae.